AUGGAGGUGACUCCAAUCACACAGACUCAUCGGGCCACACGCGCAUCGCUAGCUUGCUUGCCCUGUCGCUCCCGUCACGUGAAAUGUGAUGGGAAGCGGCCAUGUGGCCGCUGCUCGGAGGUCGGGAACCAGUGCAGCUAUGCGCGAUCCCGGCGUGGGGGAUUAGAUCGCGCAGCAGUCGCGGAGCGUCGCAAACGACUGGCUUCGGCAGUCUAUCCUGAACCGGUGGACCUCCUGAAUCUACAACAGGCUGCGAUAGUUCGUCCCGAAGAGUGCUUGAAACAGCUCGUCCCGGCGGACGUUCACACCGAGUCUGACCUGCUCGAUAUCGAUCGAGGAAACAGCAGCAGGGGCUCUAUCCCGCAGUCAGAGGACACAGUUCCCUCGAGAAAGAUUGAAAGUGACAUCUUGAUUGAAUCAUAUUAUAAGAAUUUUCAUAUCUGUCAUCCAUUCGUCUUACCACGAAAUCACCUAACUAAAUUAUAUCAAGAUCCGAGCAGACAGCGCCGCCUUGCGCCCCUAGUGGCCGCGCUGCGGUUCAUGGGGAAUAUUUACAAGGCGCGAAAAUGGUCGAUCCCUCUCAAAGACGAUGUCGAAACUUCCCUUUCACCGUUGUCGCCUUCUGAUCCGAUCCAGGUCCAAUGUCGAAUCUUGUACUCCGUGGCCCUGUUCUGGUAUGACUACAAGGAUGAUGCCAAAUGGCAGAUGGACCGGGCAGCACAACUCGCCAUUGAUAUGCAGAUGUUCCGGGCCGGAUUUGCAGCCUCAGGAACUGACGACCAGGUACAGAGGGAAUCUUGGAGACGAACGUGGUGGACGCUGUAUAUUCUGGACGUAUACUACGCAGGCACCCUGGGGACUAUGAACUUUCGGGUUGUGGACAUUGAUGUGACGGCAGAAUUGCCCUGCGAUGAGUCAGACUAUGAGUCGGGCGUGAGUAUCAAACCCUGUCUCGCCAUUGACCUGCGCCGAGAUAGCUUAUGCAUGGGCGUGCAGAAUAUUCCAGCUCCCAGAACCCUUCGGGAGUUUAAUCACCGCGAAUUUAUUCCGAACAGUGGUCCCUUCUCCUCCUUUGCGUACCAAAUCAGCGCCAUACAGUGCGCUGCGACCGCGAUAUCCCAAACCCCCAAAAUCGCCACCGCGGAAGACUCGACGCAUCUGAUUCAAGCGGUUGAUUGUAGUCUGGACGCAUGGCAACUUUUAUUACCCCCCGAGCACAAAGAUGUCAUGGAUAGGAAUGGCGAGAUUGAUGAACUCAUGUUCCAAGCGCAUAUGCUGAUCCACGUGUCCACCAUCGGCCUCCACCGUCCAUUGUCAGCCCUCAAAUUCAAUGCCAUAGAGCAUGUAUCGAGCUGUGCCCGCGAACCACCCCUGGACACACCCACGCCCGAUCUGAUAAACGUCCACACCGCCCGAGUUUUACGGGCGGUGGAGGCCCAAAUUCGCCUUCUGGCCUUACCAGUCCGCCGAUUUCACCACACACCAUUCACGACGUGCAUGGUAAGCGAGGGCAUACUAGCGCUUCUCUCCGCUUGCAGCACCCUCCUCGAGGGAAAGGACCUAGCAAUUGCAAGAGACCAGAUCCGGAUGACGCUCGGCUGUCUCAAGGUGCUAGGAGAAGUCUGGCCAAGGACGGCGAGGAAUGUGCGAGAGAUCCAGACCAUUGCUCAGUGCGUGCUGGGUCUCGGUCCAGUUGUCAGCAAUCACAAUAACUCUGCAACGAUUGACCUGCUGGCUUUCGGCGCAGACGAGAUAAGUCCAGAUUCGACCGCCAGCGGUCUAUCGGCGGACAGCAACGAUCUGAGUGCUUCCGUCGGGGACACUGAAUACCUACAUGGCUGGUAUAAUCCUGGAGACUUGGAUGAUCUUUCGUGGCGAGGAACGGAUUAUAACCUUGGCCAUGGUUAG
Penicillium chermesinum is the source of this 1908-nucleotide messenger RNA. RefSeq lists its product as uncharacterized. The transcript has 2 exons. Gene Ontology annotation, molecular function: DNA-binding transcription factor activity, RNA polymerase II-specific; zinc ion binding; DNA binding. Bases 1 to 1908 code for a protein of 635 amino acids. The record is from RefSeq and is a predicted model, not a curated record. NCBI's taxonomy places the organism in Eukaryota, Fungi, Ascomycota, Eurotiomycetes, Eurotiales, Aspergillaceae. Gene Ontology annotation, biological process: regulation of DNA-templated transcription; DNA-templated transcription.